ACAAACAAAAACAAAAACAAAAGAUAUGGGUGCCAAAUGGAACUCAAUGAUUGCAAUAUUAUUUGUGGUGGCGAUGAUAACGGCAAUGAAACAAGUCAAUGGAGAAACAUUGCAACAAUGCCAUGAAGAUUGCAUUCAAAGUUGUGCCACCACCGGCGCACUUCCGUACAUAUGCCUCCAGAAUUGUUACCGUGGAUGCCGCGGCUUAUCACCUUCUAUAAAAGUGGGAGCGAACGCAUAGAAUAGAAGAAAUAAAGUCAUGAAUCAGUGUUUGGAUUCUUGGGACUUUCAAAUUGCUUCUACUUCUAUAUCCUUAUGGCAUCAACUGUGUAACCCUAUUAAAUAAAUAAAAAU
Raphanus sativus (radish) is the source of this 354-nucleotide messenger RNA. RefSeq lists its product as uncharacterized. NCBI's taxonomy places the organism in Eukaryota, Viridiplantae, Streptophyta, Magnoliopsida, Brassicales, Brassicaceae. The coding region runs from base 26 to 241 and encodes 71 amino acids. The transcript has 2 exons. The record is from RefSeq and is a predicted model, not a curated record.